Molecule: messenger RNA, 607 nt
Organism: Arabidopsis arenosa
Lineage: Eukaryota; Viridiplantae; Streptophyta; Magnoliopsida; Brassicales; Brassicaceae
Source: the annotation of a GenBank genome assembly
AAUUACAAGUCCACACCUUCUAGUCUUCACUUCGUUUUCAUAAAGAGUCUUUCGUAAGACCAAAGAGCCAUUUUCGAUUCCAGGGCUAAAACUAGGGUUUCACAGUUCAUGAUGAAGAAGAGACAGAUGGUAAUCAAGCAGAGAUCAAGAAACUCCAACACAUCUUCCUCUAGGACUACUACUUCGUCUUCUUCUUCCUCCUCUGAGAUCAGUAACGUCCGUUACGUGGAGUGCCAGAAGAAUCACGCUGCUAACAUCGGAGGUUACGCCGUCGACGGUUGCCGUGAGUUCAUGGCCGCCGGAGUUGAAGGAACCGUUGAUGCUUUGAGAUGCGCCGCUUGUGGUUGUCACCGGAAUUUUCACCGGAAGGAAGUUGAUACGGAGGUUGUUUGUGAGUAUUCUCCACCUAACGCUUGAUUUUUCAAGGAUUUUACUCUUUUAAUUUUUAUUUUAUUUUCUUUUAAUUGGUUUGGGUUUAUCGAUUGAUUUUUAAAGAUGAAUUUGUUAGAGGAUAUUUGUAUAUGAAUAUUGAUGUGUAUAUCAACAGCUCACAUACCGGCUACCGCCCAUCUAUAUCUAUAGGUAUUUAUAAAAUUGCUUGUUGGUU